Molecule: messenger RNA, 1575 nt
Organism: Fragaria vesca subsp. vesca
Lineage: Eukaryota; Viridiplantae; Streptophyta; Magnoliopsida; Rosales; Rosaceae
Product: histone-lysine N-methyltransferase ASHR1-like
Exons: 14
Coding region: 1-1575 (524 amino acids)
Cellular component (GO): nucleus
Source: RefSeq, a predicted model, not a curated record
AUGGGAAUCACCAUGGAGGAGCAGCUGGAUAUGGUGGAGUCCCUUAUUAUGGAGGAAGUGAUGGAUCAGGAACAAUUGAUGCACAAGGAGGAGCAAGACAAUUCGGAGAUAGCGGUGGAUCUAAGACACAUAGCGGAUAUGGACUCAUGCCAGAAUAUAGAAGAGGUGAUGAUGAUCUGCCGGAUUUUUAAAAAAAAACCCACACCUUCCGUAACUUCACCACUUUUUGGCAUUUGGAAAACCGCGCUCAAUGGCUUCCAUGGAGGAAUUCUCGGGAACCGCGGCCUGGCCAUCUCGAAGCUUCCGGGGAAAGGCCGUUGCCUCUUCACCACUAAAGACUUCAAUCCAGGAGAAGUGAUCAUAACCGAAGAACCUUACGUGUGCAUGCCGAAGGACUCGGUAGCUAACUACCUGUGCGACGCUUGUUUUGAAGAAUCGGGUAACCUCAACAAGUGCUCCCGUUGCAAGACUGUGUACUACUGCUCUACCGCCUGCCAGAAGUCGGAAUGGAAGCUUCACCGUCUCGAAUGCGAAGCUUUGUCCAAGGUUCCGUUGGAGUUCCAUCAUCAAAUUACGCCACGGAUUCGUCUCAUGAUCAGACUCCAAUGUCGUUUAAAGUUACAAUAUGAGAACACUAUUCCUACUUCUGCUAUGGACAACCACAAUUUGGUGAACGCUUUGGUGUCUCGUAUGCUUCUGAUUCUGAGCUUUUUGCUGAUUUAUAUUGAUGCUCACCGAAGGUGGCACUAUGCUAUGGAUGCUAACCUUGUCAGUAUGGUACUUCAGUGGCCUGAUAUCAAUAAACAGGAGGUUGCAGUGAACUUUUCAAAGAUGGCAUUCAACGCCUUCACAAUUUUUGACAGCGAAUUGCAACACUUGGGUGAAGGACUGUAUCCUGUCAUUUCAUUCAUGAACCACAGCUGCGUGCCCAAUUGUAUUUUAGUAUUUGAGGGAAGGACAGCGUUGAUAAGUUACAUUGAACUUGUUCGAAGCACUGUGACUCGGCAAAAGACGCUGAAGGAACAAUAUCUUUUCACCUGCACAUGUCCCCGCUGUAUUAAAGUGGGUCAGUGUAACGAAGAUGAUGCAUAUCUGGAUGGCUACCAAUGCACGAGUAAUGAAUGCGAUGGCUUUUUGCUUUGCGACUCUGAUGAUAAUGGAUUCAUAUGCCAACAAUGCGGACAAUUUAAAAGCAAGGAAGAGAUAAGAGAGAUGGAAAGUGAAAUCAAAUCAUUGCAGGAAAAGGCUCUUAUAGCUGAACAGUCUGCAUGCUCUUAUUAUUCAGUGAAGCGGAAAGACUGGAGGGAAGCUGUAAAAUAUUGCAAAUUGGCCAUUGCACUGUAUCAAAAAAUAUAUCCAGGCUAUCAUCCUCCACUUGAAUUGCAAUACUAUGGCUGUGGGAAGUUUGAAGGGUAUCUUGGAGAGGCCGAGAAUGCUGUGAAAUCUCUAACCAAGGCAGUCGAUAUUAUGAAGAUUACUUAUGGGACAAGUACACCCUUCAUGAAGAAACUUUUCAGUAUAUUGGAGGAGCAACGUGUUGAGUUGGAGGAGCAACAUUUUGACACUCAUCAAUGA